AUGGAUUCAGCAAAAACUUGCAAAUUGACAGGAAAGGCCGUUGUGGUAGUUUGUCUCCUGGCUCUGAUCGUUAUUGGAGUAAUUACAGCCAGUAUACUGGUUGGGGUACUGCAGAAAAAUCCAAAUGAUGUUAGCCUAACAUCUCAGAAUAUUCCUACUUCAACCGCAAGCACGCUAAUGAAUAAGAAUAUCCUUACCGCAGAUUCGCUAAAAACGAUCUCUACUGCUAUUUCAUCUAUAGCUCUGAGUAGUUAUAGUGAUAUUUCAAUGGGCUAUGAUUAUGGCAAUAAUGUUGAUGAAGAUGAGCAAGCGAGAGAGUCUACGAUUGUGGCGAGUGGUACGGUUGUUCAUGAACAUUUUCCAUCAAUGACCUCUUCGGAUAGAACUUCUUCUGUCGUUUCUAGCAAUUAG
Trichoplax adhaerens is the source of this 411-nucleotide messenger RNA. RefSeq lists its product as uncharacterized. The record is from RefSeq and is a predicted model, not a curated record. Lineage: Eukaryota; Metazoa; Placozoa; Uniplacotomia; Trichoplacea; Trichoplacidae. The coding region runs from base 1 to 411 and encodes 136 amino acids. The transcript has a single exon.